AUGGCCACAGAAUGCAUUGAAAAAACCGAAGCUUCUUCAACAUCACCUAUUUCAGCAAAAGUUCUAAUGAAAAGGAGGUUUAGAGCGUCAACCGAUAGUUUCCAACCAAACAAGAGACACUAUGUUUCCUCAGCUCUCUUUGGUAAAAAUUUAAGAAGAUCAAAUCAGCCACCAACUUCAAAAGAUGAAUCUAGGUUAGGGAGUGGUGAUAUUCAAUUUCCUUCGGUUGAACUUGCUGAAUAUUCUAAUGAUGCUUUUGAUGCAACAAUUCAUUCAACAUUGACAUCUGAUCUGUGCAGCUUUCAACAAGCCACUCCAGUUUCUAAAACUAAAAGAUUCAACCAUGGAAUCCAAGCUUGGCUCAACAAGAUUCAAUAUUACAGAAGUCCAUUUCAUAAAUUGAGACCUGAAAGAGAUCACAGCUUCAUCGAUAGAAAUAUUUUGACUUCCCCAGUUGAAGAUUUACCUGAAGAUGCUUAUACCUGUUAUAAUAAAUUUAGAACUCAAAAUUUCAGUGAUUUUUUUGACACAUUUAAAAUUCAAAAGGCAAAUUUAUCCAUUAAUAACGUUGACAUUACUGCUUUCCCCCCUUUGAAUGAAUUAUCUUAUGAAAAUCUUCAAGAUUUAAGAGACCAACUCUUUGCUUUACCACCAUUUUCAGCUGGCUCCGUUAAUACUAUUAGCAAAGAAGUCACCACAAGUUGUAAAAUAUCGGAAUUUUUAGGUGACGAUGGUGAAGAGACCAAACAAAACGAUACAAAAGCAAUUGGUACAGAUUCUGAUUCUCCCAAAUUAGAGAUCCAGGAUUUUGAAGCAGCCCAAUUCCCUUCUAGCGAGCUUGAAAACAUUGUUGAAGAUGAAAAGUCAUCUAAAAGUGAACCUAAAAAAGCAUCAUCUCCACCACCUCUGAACUCAACUGAAAGUGAAAUAGAAAGCCCAACAGACAGUCAAGUGGUUAUCAGUUCCAUAGAUCAAGAGACCCCGACAUCAACCCCAACCCCAGAAAUCAUUAGACACUUGGUCAAUGAUACAAUUGAAAGUGGUGACCAAUUCGAGUUAGAUUCAACACAGUUUAGGCAGGUGGAUAGCUUAUCCGUCAACGAGCAUGUAUUGACUCCAAUUGAACCAAACAGUUCCCUAUCACUUCAAAGAUCAAGAUCCAUGUUGCAAAGAGUUAUAUCUGUCUUCAAAGGAGAACCAUCACCAAAUUAUGAAACUCUGUCAAUGAGUAGUAACUCAACAUAUUCACCAAUUUCAGUUGUUGUACCAGCAUUGAAGCAAAACCAUAGCAUUAUUUCUGACAUUGCUGAAAAUCUAACCGGUGGACAACCUAUAGAUCCAAUUUAUCAUCCAGAUGACUUUUAUUCUCAAUCAGCUCAAGAGGAAGAUAGUGAUAAUUUCGAUAUAAGAGACCCACAGUCAUAUGAAAUAUCUCAUGAAAAUCCUUCAUCUUCUCCAACCUCACCAGAAUCUCCAAAUACCUUUGAAUCAAGAAUUGCAACAAUUAAAUUUGAUAAAUUUGCACACCUUUUAUUGUAUGAUGGUUCCAGACGUUCUAGAUAUAGCAGGGUUAAAAACCAAUUGCAGUCAUACAAUCAGUCAAAAUUAGAUUCAUUUGAAGGUAUAAAAAGAGAAAAUCUUUAUAAAAAUAGAGGUUCCCUUUCCUUAAGUCCAACUUUAUCACCAAACUCAUUGGGGAAAUUUAGAACCAGAACGUUGAAGCUUGCCAAAUUUUCUAAAUUCACCACAAUUAAUGCGUGUCCAAGUAUCGAUGAGAUUGUUGAAUGUCCAAAUGAUGAUGAUAUCUUGAUCCCUGUUAGACCGAUUUUGAAAUCAAAACACAACAAAAACGCUGAUUUGGAAUCUAUCAGAGCUAGGUAUUGUGAUGAAGUUGCAGUUGAUGAUUUUAUGGAUUUCUUUGAAAAUCACGAGCAGCAACGACUGGAGAGUGAAGUGUAUUUGGAAAGAGUCAGGGAAAGGCAACUAAUGACUUAUUAUUCAAGUGAAGAGUCUUCUCCAACAACCAAUGACACCAUGUUUAGUGACUGAUUUAGGAAAACAACAGCAGAGUUAUAAUCAACCUCAUCACAACCAGCCAAAGGCGACACAUUUGUUAUCCAGCUCUGUUUCCAUGAAAACAACAACCAAUUGAUCCUCAAAGAUUUUCCCACUUUAAAUAGCGACGUGACA
Molecule: messenger RNA, 2190 nt
Organism: Hansenula anomala
Lineage: Eukaryota; Fungi; Ascomycota; Saccharomycetes; Phaffomycetales; Wickerhamomycetaceae
Gene: GIP1
Product: protein phosphatase regulator GIP1
Exons: 3
Coding region: 1-2049 (682 amino acids)
Source: RefSeq, a predicted model, not a curated record